AUGCCAGUUAUUCAACGGGCUGAUCGGUUGGACCCUAUUCUUCCCAGUUGCGGAAUGAUAUCCCUAUUCCUACACCAAGUAGAAGAAUCACCGUCCCAGAUAGCUUAUGUCGAUGCUACCGAGGAUGUAGUUGUCACAUAUUCCGGCCUUCUUGCGAAGGUGAAAUUUCUUGCCUCCACGCUUCGUAAACGCGAGAUUCCAUUCGAAUCACCUAUUGCGAUAUUGGCCGCCAAAGGUAUCAACCAAAUAAUUGCCCAACUGGCUGUGGUUUUUGUGGGGGGUACUUGCGUCCCUCUUGACCCAUCUAUCUCCGACGAUCAAAUUCAAGUCAGGUUGGACGAUGCCCAACCGGUGUACUUGAUUAGUGAUGUAGAGAACCAACAUCGCCAACUUGGAGGGGUUCCAAAAGUCACAGUAUCCCACGAAAAUCUUGACUCUCCUUCUAGUACAGGAGGGGCCGAAGAUUGCAUCCCAACUCCAACAUAUCCGGAGACCCGCUCUCAUAUUUUUUACACUUCCGGUACCACAGGCAAACCAAAAGGGGUUCAGGUCCUAGCUCGAGGUCUCUACCGCGUAAAGCGGUGGGCCAAGAUGAGGCCUCAUGAUCUUGUCGGCCAUGUCACCAAUCCUACUUUUGAUAUUUCAACAUUAGACAUAUGGAGCGCCUUGAUGAGUGGUGCUACUAUAGUCAAUUUCACUAAAGAUAUCUUGAGCAGCCCGUUCACCUUUUCGGAAGCCUUGAAACGAUCCCGUGUCAGUUGGAUGGUUAUUACCACCGGGCUUUUUAAUAUUGUAGCGUUUGCGUGCCCAGAUGCAUUCUCGUCCGUCGAGAUCCUUGUUACUGGAGGCGAAGCGGCCAAUAGCAUGGCGAUGAAGUUAGUACUGGAGAAUGGUCCUCCUGGAAAGUUGAUUAAUGCCUACGGCCCGACUGAGUGCGCUGUAUGGUGUACAUACCAUGAAGUAACCCUCGAGGAGGCUACUUCAGGGUGUAUCAGCAUCGGCGGUCCUGUUGUUGGCACCGAUCUUUACGUUCUUAAUGACGAUCUUCAGCUGGUAGAUGGAAAGUUAGAGACUAUCGGGGAGUUGUGUGUAGGAGGCCCCUGUCUUUCGCCUGGUUACUUCAAAAGACCGGACCUUACCGAGAAGGCUUUUGUCAAUGUCACAGGACUUGCCAAAGACGGCGAACCCAAGCGGGUGUACCGAACUGGAGAUCUAGUGCGUUAUAAGGAGCGUGGGUUGUUGGAAUAUAUUGGACGAAAAGGUAAUCAGAUCAAAAUCCAUGGCUUUAGAGUUGAGCUAGAGGGUAUUGAAGCCACCAUAAUCAAGCACUGCGCUGUAUCCACGACUGCAGUCUUGAAAAUCCACCCACCACAAUCUGAGCCUGGGCAAUCCGCGUUCCUGCUAGCUUAUAUUGUCCUAAAGCCUGAAGAAGCUGGUACUUUGCAAGCUGUCUCCGACAAACUGAAGGAAGUUCUUCCUUGGUACUCCAUUCCUCGCCUCCGGAUUAUCGAUCAGCUUCCUCUGAACACAAGUGCAAAGGUGGAUCGUAAGAAGCUUGUGGAACUUUAUUACUUGUCCUUAGAAACGCCGAGCGAGACAAAACCCAAGUCCAACCUCGAAAAGCUCCGGUCUAUUUGGCUUCAGACCCUUUCCCAACCACCCUCGACUAUCAAACCUAAUGACAACUAUUUCUCUUUGGGAGGCACGUCGUUGCAGAGCGCAACCUUGAUACUUAAGAUUCGUAAGGAGUUCGGUAUUGCUCUCACUACAAAUGCGCUCUACCAGCACCAAACUUUAUCUGCCAUGGCCGAAUAUAUCGGCCGUGACCACAGCACAGAAAAAGACUUCGACACCAAAGAAUGCAUGCAAAACGAUGCUCUUCUGUCGGAAGGGCUUGAACCUUUGAGUGGGCCAAUUCCAGAUUGGCGCUCAGAGGCUGAAGGGAACGUUUUCGUCACCGGGGCAACUGGGUUUCUAGGGGCAUACCUAGUGCAUGCUCUUAUUCAAAUGCCUGAAACCAAGAAGGUCCAAUGUCUUGUCCGGGCAAAAAGCAUUGACCACGGCAUGUCCCGUCUCUUGGGGGCAUUCGCGAAAUAUGGAAUAUCAAUCGGCAAGCAUGAAGAACCUUUUCUGUCGAAGAUAGUCAUCCUGCCCGGAGACCUUGCAGACCCCAAGCUAGGUCUUGACCAAGCAACUUUCGAAGAUAUAUCCAAUUCAUGCGCGACAAUUUUCCACUUCGGGGCUUUAGUUAAUUACGUACAACCUUACAACGUUCACCGUGCAGCCAACAUCAUAGGUACCCUCAAUAUCAUAAGAUUAGCCGUCACUGGCCGACCCAAGUCAAUCCACUAUUCGUCUAGUUUCGUAGCUCAUGGUCCUACAGGUCUGUUCAAAGGGCCACUAACACUCUCGGAAGAUGAGCCUCUAGAGCCUCACUUGGAAGGUCUAAUGUACGACCUUGGGUAUUCCCAGAGCCAGUGGGGUGCAGAACAGCUGCUUUGGAACUCGAUUAAAAAGGGCAUUCCUAUCUCCAUAUAUCGCCCCGGGUUUAUCCUCGGGCAUAGCGAAAGUGGGUAUGGGAAUCCAGACGAUUUCAUGGGUCGUUUUAUUAUUAGCUGCAUCAAAAUGGGCACCUACCCAUUGCUUCCCAAGCAACGAAAGGAGUUUAUUCCAGUGAAUCAUUGCAUCAGGGAUAUCUUACACAUUUCAUACUCGAAUUCAAACCUUGGACGAGCCUAUACUAUCGUUCCUCUUGACCCUUCAGCUUCUGUGGAGUGGAACGAUACUUUCGAACUGCUGAAACAAUGUGGUAAUUUCAAACUCCAAGGGUUUCCCUACAUGGAAUGGAUCAACCAGCUCCCAGAGACUGUUGACGAGCGUCUCCAACCGCUGAUGCCGAUGUUUAAAGAGAAAGUGUAUGGUGAUAAAACAAGAUGGGAAGUCUGGGAGAACAUGGCUAUCUAUCAAACAGAUAACACCCGUGCUGCAAUUGCUGACUCCCAGAACCCAGAAGGUUGUUCGCCUCUCAAUGAGAGGCUACUGCGACUUUACCUCCAAGGUUGGUUUGAACAGACCGGAAACUCACAACUGAUGAAAUUUAUGGUCACACCUGGGAAUCAAUACUAG
Molecule: messenger RNA, 3126 nt
Organism: Orbilia oligospora ATCC 24927
Lineage: Eukaryota; Fungi; Ascomycota; Orbiliomycetes; Orbiliales; Orbiliaceae
Exons: 1
Coding region: 1-3126 (1041 amino acids)
Molecular function (GO): phosphopantetheine binding
Source: RefSeq, a predicted model, not a curated record